UCAAGCAAAGCAAGAGAAGGCACAUUGGCCCCUCCUUGAAAAUUCCUACCUCAUAUCUCACUCAAAGAAAGAAACAAAGAAAGCAGCAAGCAAUGGAAUUCAACACUUCAACUCCCUCUGCUUCUUCCCCUCCACUUUCAAUAUCCCAGCUAUCUUCUCCGACUGCCUCAUUUCCCUCUCCUAAUAAUCCUCUCCAGUUAUCUAAUUUAUCUUCUCCUAAUUAUGCUGUCAAGAAUAAUAAUAGUAUUAUUAACACUAGUAUUAAUAAUCCAACCUCUCCUUCACCACCACCACCACCUGUUGUUCUUAGCCCAUGUGCUGCCUGCAAGAUUCUUCGGCGGAGGUGCGCGGAGAAGUGUGUUUUAGCUCCAUAUUUCCCUCCUACGGAGCCCCUCAAGUUCACUAUUGCCCACAGAGUCUUUGGAGCUAGCAACAUCAUCAAGCUCUUGCAGGAGCUUCCAGAGUCUCACAGAGCAGAUGCAGUGAGCAGCAUGGUUUAUGAAGCCAAUGCCAGAAUCAGAGACCCAGUGUAUGGCUGUGCAGGAGCAAUUUGCCAGCUCCAGAAACAUCUCAGUGAGCUCCAAGCCCAACUGGCCAAGACACAAGCUGAGCUUCUCAACAUGCAAUGCCAGCAGGGCAAUUUGAUUGCCCUAAUUUGUAUGGACAUGACACAAUCCAAAGACCCCAUUUUGCAGCAGCAGCAGCAGCAACAGUCUUACCUUGACACAAGCUGCUUUCUGGAUGAGACCAAUUUGGGCACAGCUUGGGAGCCUCUGUGGACAUAAACAGUCAUUUGGGUCAUGGUUGAUGUUACAUUUAAGCUUAACCUCCAAUUGCGGACGAGACAUUGAAAAAUAUACUUUGAAAAUUUCUUCA
Molecule: messenger RNA, 876 nt
Organism: Prunus mume (Japanese apricot)
Lineage: Eukaryota; Viridiplantae; Streptophyta; Magnoliopsida; Rosales; Rosaceae
Product: LOB domain-containing protein 1-like
Source: RefSeq, a predicted model, not a curated record